UCAUAUUAGCUUGUGAAAAAUUUUUUUAGUGUCUACUAAGCCAUUGUUUUGCUUUAAGUGAAUAAAACGUUGUUAAUAUUUUGAAGGUAUAUUUUUGAAAAUAGUUAACAUUUAAAUUUUCAAAUGAAAAUAUUUGUUACGAAUUUUUAAACAUUAGCAGAUAUUUUGGUAUGCCUAAAGAGAUAUCAAAUACGUUAGGUAGGUUGUAACUGAAAUGAAUAAUUCAUUAAACAAAACUGAAGUAAAUGGGAUCCGGAACAACAUUCUUGGUGGAAGCUUACUUGUAAUUAAUGUCCUUAUUGUAUUUUUUAACGUCAUGGUAAUAUUUGCAAUAUCGAGGUUUAGACAUAAAAAUGCAGUAGAUAUAUUUGUGUUAUCGUUAGCUAUGUGUGAUCUUUCUAAAGGAAUUAUACCUGUUCCUCUAAGCGUCUACGUUUAUCUUACAGAUAAAUGGCAUUUCGUUGAGGGUUUCAUGUGUGACUUUUAUGGUUAUAUUGCGUUCGCUAUAAAUUCUGGAUCAAUGCUUAUUCUAACUUUAAUGGCUCUUGAAAGAUUUAUUGCAGUUGUUAAACCAUUCGCACAUAAAAAAUGGGUUACAAUUAAUCGAGUUAAAAUUGCAGUGAGUCUCAGUAUACUUUUCACUUGUAUUCAAUCUGCUUUACCACUGGUUGGUGUUGGUAAAAUGCUACCGUUUUACAAAGGCGCUUAUUGCCACUUUGAUUACUCAAAAGAUACUCGAGGCGCUACAAUAUAUUCUUUAUUUAUUAUAGUUUACGGUUUAGGGAUGAUUUUGAUUGUGUUCAUUAGUUACGCAUUUGUGUUUUACAAAAUUCAGAACUUAAUUCGCAGACAUCGGAAAAUGUCACAUAACUACAGUAAGCAAGGAGAAACGAUCAACUUAAAAACAGAAAAAAUGUUCUCAUAUCUCACAGUUAUACUCAUGAUACUUUUUUGGUUUAGUUGGCUGCCAUUUCUGAGCGUUGUCUUGAUCAAUCAAAUAGGAUCAAAGAAAUUACCUGAAAAACUUGAUUUGUUUGCAAUACGUGUUGCUGUUGUUAAUUCCAUUUUAAAUCCAAUUGCGUACGCUUCGAUUUGCAAGCCUUAUAGGCGUGGCAUAGUUUAUACCUUUAAGUUACUAUUUUCAGUGAUUGGUGUAAAGAAUACUGACAGCGAUAUCUGGGAUCCAUGGAAGCGCAGAAGCACAGUUAAUAGGCGUAGGAGAACGCUACUUGAUAAGAAUGAACAAGAAACGGAUAAGAUAAAUGACUCAGAGCUUUCCUUGCAAAAUGCAUCAACAUCCGAAUUUGAGAAUGGACGCUUUCGUCUUCCGUCUACGCUCGAAACCUAUGACGAUUUCCGAAAAAAACGCUUGUCCGUACUUCGUGAAGAUUCGGCGGCAAAUAAUGUGGACGAGUUAUUGAUUACCUGAAACUGAAAUUGCUAGAAACGCCGUUAUAAAUUAAAAACCAAAGAAUUGAAAACACAGGAUAUUUAGCGAAAACAAAACAAAAAACACAAAAAUAAACAAUUAACAGAAGAAAUCUUAAAAUAAACCUUUUUUUUUCAUUGGCAAAAGCUAUCGUCAAUAAAAAUAAGUAACAUUCAUCAAAAAGGAAAAGAUUUUGCAACCAUCUGUUUGCUAUUUACAAAUAGUUUUUUUAUUGUUUGAUUAUCUCGUAAGACGUUCUAAUGAAAACAUUUACUAAAGCCUAUAAGUCGAAAACUGAAAAAUAUGUUUUAACAAGUACAGUUUUAUUGUCGAGUCUAACUGUUAUUUGAUAGUAUAUCAUUUAUAGUUAUUGUAAUAUUUAUUCUUAUGGAAUUGCUAUAUUUAUUUCAACACAUUUAGUUAAUUAUAUUCAAAUGUAAACAACUUUAAGAAAAGAAU
Molecule: messenger RNA, 1888 nt
Organism: Hydra vulgaris (swiftwater hydra)
Lineage: Eukaryota; Metazoa; Cnidaria; Hydrozoa; Anthoathecata; Hydridae
Product: beta-2 adrenergic receptor
Biological process (GO): G protein-coupled receptor signaling pathway
Cellular component (GO): plasma membrane
Molecular function (GO): G protein-coupled receptor activity
Source: RefSeq, a predicted model, not a curated record